AUAAUGACCUGUGCGCGGUGUCGAAGUCGUGGACCUAGAACCCCGUCCGAUCGCCGCUGGCGCCAAGAUCCGCGGCCGCCGCGAAGGGCCGCAGCACGGGCGCCGCGCGGAGGCCGCCGGAGCUCCUGGCCCUGGCGUCGUCCUCGGCCGCGCCUGACGAGGACGACGACGACGCCGCCGCCUGGCCCUGCGGCGGCUUGUAGUACAUCCGCGCCGUCUGCGGGCAGUGCGAGUGGAACCUUCGCCACCGCGGCGCGCAACUCUGGUUCGGCACCUUCGCCACCGCGCUCGACGCUGCGCGCGCCUACGACGCCGCCGCCAGGGCGCUCUAUGGGGACUGCGCCAGGCUCAACCUCAUGCUCGCGCUCCCCCAGGCGGCGGCGGCGGCGGCGAACAAUAACAUGGUGGUCAUGAAGGCGUCCCCGGCGGCGUCACCGUCCUCCCCUAGACGCCACCACCAGUACUACAACUACAAGCAGCAGCAGGAGCCCGUGAUGAUGGCCAAGGCGAUGACGCACUCCGCGCCCUGCAGCUCCGCCGACGACGCCUCGCCCAACUCCAACUGCUCCAACUACUCCAAUUCCAGUUCCUCGGCGGCGACGACCCCGACCGCGGCGAUGCAGCAGAUGAUAGCGGACAAGCUGGCGGGGGCCGUGGACCACAGCCACCAGCAGCAGCAGGCCGAGGCGGAGGACUUCGAGGACUAUGUCACGCGGCUGCCCAAGGCGGAGGACUUCGGCCUAGGGGGCUUCCAGGAGGUGCCGCCACCCGAGGUGUUCGACGAGGCCCCCAGCGACGGCCUCUGGGACCACACCGUCGCCUGGCCGCCGUCGCCGGCCAUGAUGCUCGACUCCGCACGGCCAUGUCCAGCAUCUCCACGUACCGAGACAUCCCAGAUAGGAUGGCCGAGGCCGAUCCCUUCUCUGCCGUGCCGCGCGCCGCCGGCCGGUCGUCGGGGAGAGUAG
Molecule: messenger RNA, 965 nt
Organism: Panicum virgatum (switchgrass)
Lineage: Eukaryota; Viridiplantae; Streptophyta; Magnoliopsida; Poales; Poaceae
Product: dehydration-responsive element-binding protein 2C-like
Exons: 1
Coding region: 357-965 (202 amino acids)
Source: RefSeq, a predicted model, not a curated record